Entrophospora sp. SA101 is the source of this 1062-nucleotide messenger RNA. The record is from the annotation of a GenBank genome assembly. NCBI's taxonomy places the organism in Eukaryota, Fungi, Glomeromycota, Glomeromycetes, Entrophosporales, Entrophosporaceae.
AUGGGGAAGGAUUAUUAUAAAAUUUUGGAAGUUGACAAGAAGGCCGAUGAAGAAACUCUUAAAAAAGCUUAUAAAAAAUUAGCACUUAAAUGGCAUCCAGACAGACAUCAAAAUGAUAAAGAGCAAGCAGAAAUCAAGUUCAAGGAGAUAAGUGAAGCUUACGAAGUAUUAAGUGAUAAACAAAAAAGGGAGAUUUAUGAUAUAUAUGGUGAAGAAGGUCUGAAAGGUGGUGCUCCACCACCAUCAUCAAAUGGUGGUGGUGGUUUUAGUGGCACAUUCCCAGGUGGUUUUCCAGGAGGUAAAACAUUCACAUACACUUCAACAGGAGGGUCAGGCGGGUUUAAACCAUCGGAUCCUACUUUCAUAUUUAAUGAUUUCUUUAAAAGUUUUGGUGGAGAUGAUGAAUUUCCAUUUCCUGGGUUUGGUGGUGGCAGCGGAGGCACAAGGUUUGGUGGUAAAAGAUCAGCAGAUAUGAGUGAUUUCUUUGGUAGAGGGCAUGGUGAUGGUUCAGGAACAUCAGAAGUUAAAUAUACAAUUUCAUUAACACUUGAAGAAAUACACAAAGGCAUUAUCAAAAAACUUAAAGUCACUCGAAAGAUAAUUGAUGGUGCAACUGGUAAACAAGUACCAACUGACAAAAUUUUGGAAAUCAAUGUGAGACCUGGCUUGAAAGCUGGUACAAAAUUCAGAUUCCCAAAUUCAGGUGAUGAAUUACCAACUGGUGGGUCACAAGACAUUGUUGUGAUCUUGGAAGAAAAGCCUCAUCCAAUAUUCACAAGGAAUGGUGAUGAUUUAUCAGUAAAAAUCACAUUAACUUUACUUGAAGCUCUUACAGGCUUCAAGAAAACCAUACAAACUUUAGAUGGUAGAACAUUGGCAAUAUCUAAUUACAUUAGUGUUAUAAAACCUGGUCAAGAACAAAGAUUUGCAAAUGAAGGUAUGCCAACUAAAGAACCAACAAAAAAAGGCGAUUUAUUAAUAAAAUAUGAUGUUAAAUUCCCUAACAAAUUAACUGAUCAACAAAAACAAGAACUCAAGAAGGUUUUAGCGGGAGUUUCAUAG